Molecule: messenger RNA, 1382 nt
Organism: Chroicocephalus ridibundus (black-headed gull)
Lineage: Eukaryota; Metazoa; Chordata; Aves; Charadriiformes; Laridae
Gene: KCNIP1
Product: potassium voltage-gated channel interacting protein 1
Exons: 9
Coding region: 610-1293 (227 amino acids)
Biological process (GO): regulation of potassium ion transmembrane transport
Cellular component (GO): voltage-gated potassium channel complex
Molecular function (GO): calcium ion binding; transmembrane transporter binding; potassium channel regulator activity
Source: RefSeq, a predicted model, not a curated record
CUCGUUCACUAUCGUUUCCCACUCAGAAGAUUUCCAUUCAUUCCGAAUUGGUACCCAGCCCAAAGCCCGGGCUUCCCCCCCGAGACCCUCAGCGUGUCUACAGGACUCCAGUUUAGUAUUCACUGGAAGAGAUGCGCCGAUGCUCCCUCGCUAGACCUACAGGCUGCUGGUUGGAGCCAUAAGGGAACGGGAGGAAGAAUUAGCCUGUGUGUUUAUGUGGCUGUGCUCCAGUAAAUAUUUUGAUGCAUCUGCUGCCAGCUCUGGUCUGAGGGAAUCUACCUAGCAUUUAAAUUUUGAUGGGGAGCUGUUUUGAAUAAUAACAGUGCAGCCGGCUGUGAGUCAGUGCAUGUGUGUUGACUUAAAAAAAAAAAAAAAACCUCAAAGCUUAACGCUUGCUGAACGCUGAGCUGCAGUGCUUUGCUUUUUCCCUCCUCCUUUCUUCUUUUCUUUCUUCUCUUGACUUCCUCGGUUUUGUUUUGUUCUUGGGGGCAUUUCACAUAGAUUUUGUUCACUGGUGGUGGGGGGGGUGGGGUAAGAAGAAUAAAAACAAACCCAAAACCAAAUCAGCCAAAAUAAAUCGUCCCUAAAAACUCACAAGUAGCUUUUGCAAUGGGUGCUGUAAUGGGUACGUUCUCUUCUCUACAAACGAAACAAAGAAGACCAUCAAAAGACCCUGCCCGAUGGUUUUACGUGUAUCAGAGAGAUAAAAUUGAAGAUGAAUUAGAAAUGACUACGGUGUGCCAUAGACCCGAAGGACUGGAACAGCUUGAAGCACAAACCAAUUUCACUAAAAGAGAACUUCAAGUGCUUUACAGAGGAUUUAAAAAUGAAUGUCCUAGUGGGGUUGUUAAUGAAGAAACAUUCAAACAGAUCUAUGCACAGUUUUUUCCUCACGGAGAUGCUAGCAUGUAUGCACAUUAUCUCUUUAACGCAUUUGACACUGCACAAAAUGGCUCAGUGAAGUUUGAGGAUUUUGUGAUGGCAUUGUCCAUUCUGUUGCGGGGAACUGUUCAUGAAAAGCUAAGAUGGACGUUUAAUCUCUACGACAUAAAUAAGGAUGGCUAUAUAAACAAGGAGGAAAUGAUGGAUAUCGUAAAGGCAAUUUAUGAUAUGAUGGGAAAGUACACAUAUCCAGUGCUCAAGGAAGAUGCUCCAAGGCAACAUGUAGAAGUAUUCUUCCAGAAAAUGGAUAAAAACAAAGAUGGUGUUGUAACUUUAGAUGAGUUUAUUGAAUCAUGUCAGGAGGACGACAAUAUCAUGCGAUCCUUACAGCUCUUUGAGAAUGUGAUGUAACCAUGUCUGGUGAACGCUGGAGGAGUCGGAGACUUUCUGUGUAACAAAGACCUCCUUUCUGGGUGAAAGAUUUUUACAAUUCAGCCAUG